Molecule: messenger RNA, 15084 nt
Organism: Chelonia mydas (Green sea turtle)
Lineage: Eukaryota; Metazoa; Chordata; Testudines; Cheloniidae
Gene: APCDD1L
Product: APC down-regulated 1 like
Exons: 4
Coding region: 449-1987 (512 amino acids)
Biological process (GO): negative regulation of Wnt signaling pathway
Cellular component (GO): plasma membrane
Molecular function (GO): Wnt-protein binding
Source: RefSeq, a predicted model, not a curated record
AGGAAGUCUCCACCUCUUCUGGCAGCUUGCAGCGGUAGCUGCCCAGCUCCGUCCGAGCUGUCAGCGGCGCGGGGGGCUCCGCCGCGCAGGCAUUCCGGCGAAGCGGGGGCCGAGCGGCGGCCGCUCGGAUCCGAGUCCUGCCGAGAGAGACACGGGGGUGGGGGUGUGGUUAAUGAGCCCCCUCGCCCCGCUGUCCCUCCUGGCGGGCGGCACGAAGGCAGAAUAACCGCGGAGCUCCGGGGCAGCCUGUGCUGGGUCCCCCACUCUCCCCCCACACACACCUGGGCAGAUGAACGUCUAAGGGCUCCUACUAGCCCCCCAUGGCUCCGCGGCUUCCCCGCAGGGCCCCGCUCCACUGAGCAUCGGAGCCAGCGACCUGCCCCGGCCAGCCAGCGGGCUCCGUUCCUCCUCGGCGGGCAGGUGGGAAGGAAGCCGGCUGGAUACCACCAUGGGCCAGUCCUGGUGCUUCAUUGGGCUGCUGCUAGCCUAUGCAUCUGGAAAGAAGCUAUGGGACGUGCCUGCCUCUCAGGCUCAGCAGCACAGCACUGGAAAACUGCUCUGGGAGCCACAGUGCCAGUACCAACUGCGCCACCUACAGGACAGCGCUAGAAUUUCAGCUCUUCUGCCUCCCCGGCUGGAAGGUCAUUGGAUUUCUACAGGCUGUGAGGUACGUCCGGGACCGGAAUUCCUCACCAGAUCCUACCUGUUUUACUCCAACCGCUUGUUCAAGGCCUAUCAGUUCUACUACUGGGACCCCUCCUGCCGCCAUCCAUCCCACUCCUUGGUCAUCAAAGGCAAGCUCAGGCUGCGCCAGGCCUCCUGGAUCACCCAAGGGGCAACUGAGGCAGACUACCACCUGCACAAAGUGGGUAUUGUUUUCCACAGCCAGAGGGCCAUGCAGGAGAUUUCUGCCCGGAUCAAUCAGACGUCAGGAGGGGGCUGCAGUGGAUUCUUUCCACCUGGACGGUCCUGGGCUCCCGGAGUCCUCUACGAGGUGCUGAGUGCCAAGGAGGGGCGGGAUUGCACCACAGCCCUGGGCUUUGCCAUGCAUGAACUCAGUCUGGUGCGGGUGGAGAAGCAUUACGAGCCCCUGCUGCAAACUCAGCCGAGUGGCAGCAGGACGGUGGAGGAGCUGUACCUAGGGGACAUUCACACCAAGUGGUCUGAGAGGCUCCAUUAUCGACCAACGGGAUAUCAACGCCCUUUGCAGAGUGCUGUGCAUCACGUGCAUCCUUGCCCUGCUUGUGGGAUUAUAUACAGAUCUGAUGAACACCAUCCACCUAUCUUACCAGCUAAAGCUGAGCUGCCGAUGCAGUUAAGUGGCAGGUGGGUGAGUGCUCAUUGUGAAGUCCGGCCAGCUGUGCUUUUUCUUACCAGGUACUUCAUAUUUCAUGGCACCAAUCGCACCUGGGAAGGGUACUAUUAUCACUACUCUGACCCACUCUGCAAGCAGCCUACUUUUACCAUCUAUGCAUCUGGGCACUACACCAAGGGCAUCCCAUCCUCCAUAGUGAGAGGAGGUACAGAGCUGGCAUUUAAAGUGACCUGUGCUCGGGUUACAGCAAUGGAUCAGGUAACAGUGACUAUGCUAAACUCCUCAGAGCCAGGGACCUGCGGGGAGACCGGCUCCUGGAGUGCCGGGAUUGAGCAGGAUAUAACGCUGACCAAUGGGUGUCUGGCUUUGGGCAUCAAGCUGCCCCACACAGAAUAUGAACUCUUUAAAAUGGAGCAAGACAUGAAAGAUCGGAGCUUGCUGUUCAUCGGCGAAAGGCCCACAGACGGAUCCAGCCCUGACAGACCUGAGAAGCGGCCCACCUCAUACCAAGCACCUCUUAUUCAGUGUGCCGGGGCUACUGGGGUCUUUUCUAAAUACAUCAGUCCAAGCUACCUAGGAAAAGAGGAUAAUAACGGGAAUGAAGCACUAAAACCUUUGCCUGUGACCUUUUUAUUGUCACUUAUGGCAAUGCAGUUUUUAAGAUGGGACUAGAUGAGUCCAGCUGUUUGCUCAGGUGCAGCACAGAAUUCAGACACGGGGUGCUAAGACAAUUUUAUACCCUCUUUAGAUAAGCACAUCUGGAAUCAGUUUGCUUAGAUUCUGUACACAUUAAAAACAAAAUGGACAAAACAAGAGGGUUUCCCUGCAUAACAUGCCUGAUUAUGUACGAUGUGUACUGUGCGUAUAUUUCCUAAUUGACAUUCAUUGGGCAUAAAUCUAAUGUAGUGACAUGGACACAUUGCAAACUGUCAGGUAAUUUAGCAAUACUAAAAAGACGUGUUAAAUUAGAACUGCUGAUUCUAGCCUGCAGCAUUGCUAGGAUAUAAUUGAGGGCUCCAGUCACACAAAAGUCCAGUUUCCAAAGCUUUGAGGGCUCAUUCUCUCAAACUGAUUCUCCCCCGCCCCUCACUUACUGCUCCUGUAAAUUCAUGUAGCUGGCUUUGGCAAGGGCUCUGGAUCAAUCACUGAAACUCAUACCAUACAAAGAAAAGGAAUACUUAUGGCACCUUAGAGACUAACAAAUUUAUUUGAGCAUAAGCUUUCGUGAGCUACAGCUCACUUCAUCGGAUGCAUUCAGUGGCACUGAAUGCAUCCGAUGAAGUGAGCUGUAGCUCACAAAAGCUUAUGCUCAAAUAAAUUUGUUAGUCUCUAAGGUGCCACAAGUACUCUUUUUCUUUUUGUGAACACAGACUAAGAUGGCUGCUUCUCUGAAACCUGUCAUACCACACACACACACACACACACUCUCUCUCUCUCUCUCACAAUCGCUCUUCCUUGAGUUCAGGAAGAGCUCUCCGUGGCAGACUGAUGCCAUCCUUGCAACCUACAGUUUGCAAGCUCUGCUUUCUUGUUGUGUGCAUGUUAGCUUUCCCAGGCUCUGGGCUGUGAUGGUCCCAGUUCACAAGCAACAAUGCGUGAGACACAAGUGACCCUGCCACCCCGCUUUUUCUGUUACGACCUUGCCUCUGUCAUAUUACACUGACUGCAUAAGGGUUGGAUUCACUCUGUUCCACCUCUCUGUGUUAUCACGUAGCCCAAAUGGUCUGAGACAUGACCAGCCAAUUUAUGACUGUACCACUCACCAGGGAGACACAAGCAUAGGUGCAAAAAGACACUAUACCGACCCUGCGUUACCUCUGCCCCCACUUUGGCACAAUCCCUUGUGCGUUUGCUGGUGCAUUCCCUUAACAAGAGUCAUCAAUCCAACUCUGGCUUAGAUCUCAAACAUAAAAAUGCCAAACAAGUGCAAGGAUAACGUGAUAAACUUGACUCAAGUAAAUUAAUCUGAGGGGUGCAGUGACAGACUAUAAUCAGACACCACAGUCAAGUCCUGGCUAAUUUCUGCCUACAAGGAGAGCAACGUAUGGAAUUAUAUUCCCUAGCCUACUGUAGCUAAGAGGACACCUAACUCGAAGACACCUUGUGAUAGCUAAAUCCUCUUCACCUAACCCUAUGUAUCUUAUCUGAAAAGGAUUUUUUAAACCAACUAUGCAAUAGCUACAUUUUUAGUGCCGUAUGUACAAAACUGAAGCUGUACUUAGGGCUUGUUUACACAGGGCCAUUGAGGAAAAUUAAUCCAAGUUAACUAACCGUGUAUUUGAAGUAGGUUAGUUAAACUCCACUGUGAACAUCUGCAUUCAGAAGUAAAUUGGCUUUAAUAUGUUUAGUUUAAUUCACUUCCAAAAUGAAUUAAGAUAAACCACAUUAAAGUCACUUUAAUUCUGAACAACAGCAUCCACACAAGGAUUUAAUACCACUGAACUAAUCCAUUUAAAAUUCACGCCAUUAGAUAAUUUUUUCUGGCUGGCCUCUGGUAGACAACCCCUUAGACAAUUUAUGGGUUUUAUAAGUUUUGGGGACUGUGGACGUUAACAAUUGAUUCAUACACAUUUAACAAGCAUCUCUUCUAGUAGUUUUUUCAGCAUGUUAUCACAUGCCUGCCACAGAAAGUAUCAUGUACAUAUCUUCCAAAAUGCUUUCUCUGUUUAAAGAUUACUAUGUUUUGAUGCCUGCUAUGUACAAGUAUCCAAGGUCAAAUGCAUAUGUUUAAAAAGGAACCAUAUGAGUGCAAUGAUUGUAAAUCUAAUUUCCUAUACUUUUUUCUUGGGUGCAAUGGAAAGUUUGCAGUCUGCUCAACCACUUCAGCAUAUCAAAGGAGAAAGUCAUUUUGAUAUUCCCAAAAUAAUGACAAUGCUCUUUUUCUUGUAGUUUAAGGAUUAGACUUUUUAGGUUUGUCUCAGUACAUGAAACCUUUUUUUUCCAACAACACUUAAAUUUUGCAACUCAAGUAACUGAUCCAGGAGAGCCAGGAUGAUGUAGCUAACAAUUAGACACGACAAAUAUGUCCAAGUUUUUAUUCCUUGGUACCUCGAACAGAACAGAAUCUGCUAGCACAAUGCUGAUGCACCGAUUCACUAAUGGCUUAGAGGAAAGAGGGUUGCUACUUUCAUCACCACAACUGCCACCUUCUGCAACAGCCAGGGAUUUCUUUGGUGGCCUCCCUCCCAAGCACUGCUCAAGUCUGAUACUGUUUUGCUGGUGAGCUUUGAUGAAGUCCUAGCCUGAGCUACUCAGGGAAGUUCUAAAUUCAGGCUCAAAGUCAUCAGUGAGUUUUGUAUGCAAAUACCACCAGUUGCAGGCACAUAUAUUUACAUAUGCAAGUUGCAUAAUACUGUCGCUAUGUACACUUUUAAUCACACUUGACGAUGUGUUCGGAGACUAUAGCAAUGGGUGUAGUAUAAAAACCUGGACAGUCAGUCUCAGGCAUGGUGGCAAGACUACAAUUACAUGACAAAGCUACAAAAGUAAACUUGGUACCAUCGCAGACAAAUGCACUAAAGGAAUCUGGUACAUAAAUUAGUGAAAUGUUUAUACUAGGAGCACCUCCAACUCUAUUCCCAUAGGCUUAUCCACUUCACCCUUCAGGGAGUCAUUGCCAACAAAGCUCUACAGCAUUCCUGUGGAGAGAACAUCUGGAUCCGCUUACCAAUACCUGCAGCAGCGAUGAGGUUUAUUGGCUGUUUGGAGAGAGGCUUUACCCCUUCCCCUACCAAAACCCAGGCAGGAACCUUUUCACAACUGUUUUCCUUAUUUUUAAUGAAGGGGAGAGGGGUGGAGCCACAAAGAGAUUUCUGCAUAAAGGGAAAAAACUUGUGUUGGAUCUAGUUUUGGAAAGCCAUUCCCAAACUAUUCUGUAGUUUACUGUGAAUCAACAGUGAUUGUUUAGCAGACGCUUGCAGAAUCAGGCCUUGAAUUUGAAUGAAGUAAUACAUUCAUGUAUUAUCUUAUGUGACUGCCUGUAUAUCACAGGCAACUAAAUUUCACCACUGUAUUGAGCCUAAUAACUUGUAUGUGGCUAGAGUAUAUCCUCCAGAAAGGAAUCCAGACUUGAUUUGAAGACAUGAAGAAUCCACUUUCCUUGGCAGUUUGUUCCAAUGGUUAAUCACCCUCAUUUGUACAACUAUGUACUUACAUUCUGUUUGGAAUUGUCUGGCUUCAGCUUUCAGCUAUCAUACAAAGUGUUCUAACACCCCAAUAUUUACACACUAUAUACUCUCUUCUUUCAGAUGAGCUAAACAGACAGAGCUCUUUAAAUUGCUAACGCUAAGGCAUUUUCUCUCAUCCUCAGAUGUGGCUCUUCUGCACCCACUCCCAUUUUUCAAAAUCUAUUAAAAAAUAUGGACAGAACUGUACACAGUAAUUCAGCAUCCACCUCAUCAAUUCUAUAUACGGUGGUAAAUCACUUCCACACUCCUACUCACUCUUUCCUUGUUUCUUCAUCCAAAAAUUGCAUUAGACCAUUGUGCUACAACAUUACACUGGAGGCUUAUGUUCAGUUGCUUGAUCACUACCAACCCCUACAUCUUUUUCAGAGUUUCUUCCUUCCAGGGUACAGUUGCCCAUGUGGUAGGUACGGCUGUAUUAAAACAUUUUAUCUGAAUAGCCCAGACUACCAAGCAAUCCAGAUGGCUCUGUAUGUCUGCCCUGUCCUCAUCCUCAUUUACCAGUCUGCCAAACUUUGUGUCACUUAUCUGUGAGCAGCGAUUUUGUAUUUACUUCCAGCUGACAGAUAAAAAUGUUAACUAUCUUUGGGUCUAGUAUUUGUCCCUGUUGAACACCACUAGAAACAUCGCCCAUCUGAUAAUUCUCCAUUGCCAACUACUGGGAGCUCUUUCAAUUAGCCAGUUAUCCAUUUAACAUAUGCUUCAUUGAUAUUGUAGAGUGCUUAUUUUUUAAAUCAGAAUGUCAUGCAGUAUUAACAUGUUACAAGAGUCUAAUUGUAUUACAGCUACAGAGUUUUUAUCUACCAAGUUUGUAAUCUCAGAGUUAAAUCUAUUUUGUUUGACAAAAUCUAUUUUCCGUAAAACUUUGUUGACUGGCAUUAAUUUAUAUUCCUAUCAUUUAAUUCUUUAACUGAUUCCUGUAGCAGCUUUUCCAUUAUUUUGCCCAGGACAGAGGUCAGGCUAAUUAAUCAAGAGUUACUCAUGUCAUCUUGCCUGCCUUUUUUGAAUACUGGCACAACUGUAUCCCUCUUCCAGGCUUCUGGAAUAUCCCUUGUAUUCCAAAAUUUAUUAAAAGUGAUCAACAAACCAGAUCUCUUUAGCCAACAUUUAGGACUCUUGAAUGCAAUUUAUUCAGCACUUGCUAAUCAAUAUCUCUAGCUGUCAUAAUGAAAUCCAAAAUAGAACCCCCACACAUUGGGUACAAUAAAUACUGCGAGUGUUAGAAAAAGCAGUCUCACAUGGAAAAGAACAAUGGCAACUAACUACUGGAUUUCUUUCUUCUUAAACAGCUGCUUUCAAUUGUUUAAAAAAAAAAAUCAAGCAUUUGGGAGAGUCAGGACAUUUCAAAGGGCAUUUAGGCACAGAAAGAAAGUCCGUAAGAGUGGACUUUUGUGUUUUUGAAAAAAAUCAACCCCUUUUAAAAAUUUUGUAUGUUAAAAUUUUUUGUACAUCUCAGCUUUUUUUUUUUUUUUAAAAAAAAGGUAUACAUGCAUUUUUUAUUCCUCAUGCAUUAUUAGUUACUUUCUAUAUUAACAUCUGUUAGUAUGAAACUGUUCAUGCCUUCUUAUUUUAACAGGAGAAGAUAUUUAUUAAAGUUGCUUUUCUAAAUUCCUGUUUUUCCAGUGGUAUGUGAAAACACUUAGUCUGGGCUGAAACUUGGACAACAAGUUCUUAAACUGGGAUCUAUGUUUCUUCCUCACCAGUCCAAUUAAAAAGUAGUUUCCUGUCAACUAGCUACCUUUAUGUCUUCCAUUUUUAAAUUGCUUUGGGAUGUGGUUGUGUUUUAAAAAAAAAAAAAAAAAAAAAAAAAAAGACUUAGCACUCCCCUCCCCAAUUCUCAAAUAAAAAUCAGCUACCAAACAAAAGUUAAAGUAAACAAACCUGGGCAUUCUGAGAUAAACUUGGAUCAUGGUGAACAAAAACCACUACCACUCACAUGGUGUCUUUAGCAUUUUCUUCGUAAGACAAAUUUUACAUUGAAUAUGGACAGCACAUAAAAUUAUUGAGUUUAAAUACUGAGAGGGUAGAUACAAAAGUUUGCACAGCUUUCACUGGAACAUUACAGAACAAGUUGAAGGAACAAAGCUGUAAAAUGGUUAUAUUAGGUCUCAAGGUGGAGACAGUGAAUACAGUUAACAUUUUUCAGAAGUGCUUACGUGACGUAGGACCUUAACUCCCAUUUUCAAGAGACUCAGGCCCUUAGAGGUCUCAAUCCCAUUGACUUUCAAUAAGAUUUAGAUUCCUAGAUGCCCAAGUUUCUUUUUAAAAUGGAGGUUGGUUCUAUGUCACUUAGAGCUUUGGAACAUUUUACUAAUAUUCUCCUUCAUUAGGACUCAUGUAGCUAUACAACAAUUACUCAGUUUGUUAGAUAAUUCUAGACCAGUGAUACUCAGACUGAGGCUCAGGAGCAGCAAGGGGCUCUUUAAUACGCCUCUUUGCCGCACAUAUUAAACACUGAUUUAAUUAACCAAUCAGGAUGUGUUUACUAUGUUAACCAAUUGUAGAAUACUUGGUCAGUCAUUUUGCUGAGAGAAUUAAUUAUAUAAAUAAAAUAGUAAAUGAAACAAUGAAUUCACACUACUGUGGCUCUUUUGGGUAAUGUUGAUCAUUAAUUUGGCUCCUGAACCGCUGAGGUCUGAGUAUCACUAUUCUCGAAUGAAAUUCUCGCUCUGGUGAAGACAAUGGUGAAACUCAUUCAGAUGAGUGGAGGCAGGAUUUCAACCACAGUGUAUAAGAAACACUCAUCCUGUUUUAGCAUGGCCAACUUUCAACAGCUAUCAGAAAGGAAAACACAUGCCAGCCUGCUUAGUGCGGAUGAGCGAAUAGAUUUUCCAGUUCACAGGCUCAUCAGAAGGGGAAAAAAAAAAAAAAUCUAUUUGAAUUUAAAAUCGAACCAAUUACAAAAAUUCAUUUCAAAUUGACCAAAACACCAAGGUGACCCAAAUUUGAAUUUUGUUUUUUUAAUUUGAUGUCACCAAAAGGUUUCAAUUAACCCACAACAAUUUUUCAUUUUGAUUUGGCCAUUCUGGAUGCUUGUCACCUUUGUAUGUCUUUUUUUAAAAUUUAAAAUCAAAACAAAACAUCAAACUGGUCAAAAUGAAACACUCCUCCCCAAAAAAACCUAUUAGUUGAAUUUGAACUGUAUUGGCAAAUAGUUCUGGACCCCCAAAAAUGCAUUUUCAGAACCCCCCCCCAAAAAAACCUUAGUUGAAAAAAAUUCAACCUGCAGCUAUGACCUCAGUUCUUAUUCCUGGCUCCAUCAUGCCCCUGCUGAACAAUCACUUCAUCUAUCUGUUUCUCCUCUCAACAUUUGUCAGUCUUUUGACUUAGACUGUAAGCUCUUUGGGGUAGGGAGUCUCUCACUAAAUGUCUGUACACAAUGUAGCCCUUAUCUUGCCUGGCAACCAAAAUUCUGGCAUUUCCUACCUUUGGAGUGCUUGACUUUGCAACGUUAAUGUUCUUUUAAUGUAGUUUUGUGUAUAGCCUUCAAUUCUAAAGUGAAGACUAUACGAUAACUAGAUCAUUCCUUGAGUUUUCAUAGCCAAGGAUGAAAGUUGUAGGACCAUACAGCCAAGAAAUUUAACUCCACAAAUAAGAAUGAAUUGUGGUGUUGACUUAGAGCGUAAACAGAGAUACCAGAUGCACAUCUGCUCCGGGUAUGUAGCUGUAAUUCAUUAAAAAAAAAAAAUCCUUUUCACCUCCUUCAUUUUCCUAUUUGGGGGUCCAACAACAGUAGAUGACACGAUACAAGAUGAAAAAGCGUAAUUUGUUAAAAGGAAAACAGCCUGUUUUGCAUUCCUGGGUUCAGGAUUACAUUCGAUAAGUUUAUCGCAAAACAGAGGCUUCAGUGUAAGCUUUGGUCAGGACUGGGGGCACAAUAGAUCUACAUCAAAAUUCAUUUUUCAAGGGAACAUUUGCAGGUAGUUUAUACAGGAAGCGAGAUCAUAGUAAAUGGCAGAGUAUGGUGGAGUUAAUGAUCUAUGCACAAUAAUUGCAGUUAGUCUUCAAAUGAAUGACUACAGCAAUGGGGAAAUGGUUUGUAUCAGGUGUAAUAGGUUCCUGGGUGGCUCUUACUUAGAGGUACUAGAACCCUUAGCUUCACCCAAUAAUAAAAUCAGCCUAUUCAUAAAACAGCUCUUUUAUGGUUAAGCUACUCUGGGUGGCUGAAGCACACAGUUACUUUGUUCUUUACAGCUAAUCAAAACACAAGUCAGUAAUGGUACAGUGAACAGUGUCACUUCAAUACCAACAUCCCUUAGAACAAGUGAUUAAAUAUACAUCAAUCUGUGGGUAUAAUACAAAGUAAUCUUAAUCGGACACUGUCAAAGCAUGUGUCUCAAAGCCCUCUAUUUAGCAGCAGGAGAUUAUUUAUGCUAGUGUUGUAUUCCAUUGUCAUCUUUUAACCAAGUCAAUCUUUAGCAUGACUAUGUUUCAAGCUACAUGAACGAUCAGUCACAGCAUGUUGUGAAAGUCACUUGUUCCUAUGAAGUGCCUGAUGGAUUUCUAUGAACAUUUUCUUAUGCGUAAAUUACAUUUUUAGAGAAGCACAUAUAAUUAUGCUAUUGCACAAUAAGCCACAACAGCUUCCAAAUGCAGUGCUGGAAGCAUCUCCUACACAAAUCACAGUAGAGGCUCUUUAUAAUAGUACUUCUGUAACAAAAUAAAAGGGCAUAUCUUAAAAUGGGCCAAUUUAAAACAAAACAAAACCGAGGAAUUGCUGUAACCCAGUACUCCCCAGCACCGCAUGAUGGUAGACUGGGAUGCAUUUCUCACUGUGCACGAUCAAGCACUUGUAUCUGAAAGUGAAAUUUAUACUCCACAUUGCUGUGUGCGCUUUCUGCUAAUGGCUGCCAGAGUUUAAAAAUUAAGGGAUCUAUUAUCAGUGUAGAAGUCUAAUAAUGUUUCUUAAAGGCAUACAGCUAUUCAAUACUUUAAAGCUUAGCUGCUUCAGGCCUGCCUUAUUUGUACUGGAAUUGUGCACACAACUCAAAAAUUGCAUACAGAAAUGCAUCUAAUCAGUUAUUUCAAUGUAUAAUUGUACACCUGCAUCAGUUGAAGUCUCCCCUUCACGUUUUCUGGAGUGCAGUCCUUACACACUUUACCUGAAAAUGAACACAAUUUACCACUUCUCUCUCAAACUGGGCAUCAGAGAUUUUCAAUAACAGCUGCAAACUUGGGUUGAAUUAGAAUGGAAAACCAGCUAACUCCAUGAUUCUAAACUGCUGCUGUGAAGUGGCACUGCUGUUAGCAGAGCCACCACAAACAUGGAAGUUCAGGAUGUUCUAUAUAGUCUUCAAAAAUCAAAUAGAGUGCAUACAUAUAGCGAAUACAAACAGCAGUCCUCAGGACAAGUUUCAUGAUGCUACAAUAAGCAAAAUGAGUAGCUUUGAAGUCUGAAAACACUGUCUUUAAAUUGGUCUAUUGUGCCUAAGAAUUAGGAAUGAUCUCCAGUUAAGAGGGACAAAAGGACAUUGUCACUCUUCUCUUUAGGAAAUAUGUUAACUAUAGAAUUCAAGCCACAAUUCUGAAUUCCCUUGUCUUUCUUGUAUUAAGAAUUGCAAUAUUAAACAUUUUAAGAUUGUAAAAUGCCAUUGUUAAGGUAUGCAGAUGCAAACAUGUACAACUGUAUAUACAUGUUAGCUGCCAAGGCAAGAUUUUUAUAAGAAUUCAGGUGUACGUGCGCAGAAGAUAUAAUCCCUUUAUAGUGUACUGGGGAGGAGAAACACUAACAAUUUGCAGAAUGGAUUUCAAAUUGUACUCCACUGGCAGCACUUCAGGAGAAAGAGAAUUAACACUGAAUACAAUCAGGCAUCUUACUUAAAAUUUCAUGUUUUUAGGGAACUACAUUACGGUAUACCAAUCCCUGUCACUUAUGUACUGAGCACUACCUUGUUCUCUAAUGACUAAGGCCAUCAAUUAAAAAUAAUUCCGCAUGUGAAAACAUGCACACAAAUUUGGUGCUUAACCUGCACAUGCAAUUGCUAUAGUUCUGCAUGUAAAUUAGGGGACUGCCAACGCAAAGGGACAAUUCUGAUCAUUUAUGCAUGGAAUCCCCUCAUUUGAAAACACGGGCCUCUGUGUGAAAAUAGGAAAAAGUUCCUUUGAUUUAUUUGCAUUCCACAGACUUCAUGGAAAAAGAUCUUAGUUUCCUUGCAGGUAAAUUUAAAACUUGUGUCUAAAGGGGAAAGAUUCCCAAGUCUACAAAGUGAAAAUUCUGAUUAGAGGCCUUUCCUGCUUCCACUGAAAUUAAUAGCAAAACCUCCAUGGGAAUGGGGCAUUCUAAGGGAUUAUUUUACAACCAAGAAUAGUUGGAUGGUUAAUUUUUAGAUUGUGGAUUCCACAGACAGAUUAAGCAGUAGUUUGCUUACACCUGGGUGUUAUAUCAUGGGUGUGAAAUUAUAGGUAUAUACACUAUGAACAUGAUUUAUAAACUUCAUGCUUUGCAUAGUUUUUAUAUAAUAAAGUUACACAUUCUUUCACUUCGACUCCUUUUCUCAUUUACAAAGGGUCAGAGCUGCCCACAAUUAUUUGCCACUCUUUCAAGUUCAUGGAAUGGGUUCAUAGGUCUUGCAGGUCCAGUCCUCUUCAAACUUCUCUUCAGUCUUUCCAUUGCAUCCUUAGUCUUCCAUGUCCUUUCCUGCUGUCCCCUAUAUUUUUAUAUAGCUUCUAGACAUCAGAAUACUUCACUUUCUACAAGUCUGAUGAAACAUUUCUUCAGAUGGCAAAGAAGUUUAUGAAGCAGUUUAAGGACAUAUUUCCAUAACGGGAAAGUUUCUUACCUGAAAGACAGCUCUAUCAGAGCCAUACCAGUAAAUACAGGUGUAUAGAGAGUGUCUUCUUCAAAGAGGGUGGAAAAAGGGGACACUGCAUUUGCAAAAGAAUACCAGUCUUUUUGAAAUUUUGAGAGAGUUUUCUGUCUCAAACAGGUGGGAAAAGAGUAGCUUUCUGUCCGACAGGCAGAUAAGAAGAAUUCAAUUGACACUGGCUAUCCUUUGCUUGGAUUGAUUUUUUGGAGGACCUGGGGGCUACACUAGACACUUCCAGGCUCUCGUUUGUUAGGCUGCUGUCAGGCAGGAUUUGAGAGACUUCAGAGUUUUGUUAAAUUAAGUUUUAAUAGUAACUUGAGUUAUUUGAGGCACUUACAGAACAGAGUGAUACUGUGGCUCAGGUAGUACCAUGGAAGACACCUGUCUGAUCAUAGCAGCCAGUACUGAUUUAUCAAUAGCUACCUACUUAGACUGUAAACUCCUCAAGGUAGGGAGUGUCUUUGUAUAGUGCCUAGAACAAGGGGAGAGGGUAAUCUUUGUUUGGGGUCCCCUAUGUACUAUGGUAACACAAAAAGUAAUAGAAGCAACUUUACUCAUAAAUUAUUUAAAAUGUUUUAAGUUUUCAGACAUUCGGAGGCAUGACCAUUAAACAAGCUAUGGCCUGAGGACACCAACAAACUCUUCUGGCUUUCUUCUCUAGCCAUAAAUCAUUUGUGCCAGCAAAGUUAAUUCUGAUGGAUAAGGUGCAUGACAGUUGCUCAAUGGACCAGCAAAAAAAGUCCAAAAAACAAAAACCACAACUCUUUCCCACCCCCCUCCAUAAAACAGCCACAAUGCUCCAAUGGCCACAGCCACCCAAAACAUUUGCGUUCAGUCUCUCUUUAGUCCAGAUUCUUCCCGAUACAUCCUACAAAGCCAUGAACGUGAAUUCUUCAGACAUCAUAUUUAUCCCAGUCUUUUAAAAGACAACUCUCCCUUUCAGAAUGCUUCCUGUGUUGGUCAGUCAUUUUGGUUAACAGAAGUUGAAGAGUUUCAGGAGGCUUCCAUUAGUUACUGGUCCCCUAAAGAGCAAAGCUGUAGCCUUUUAAAUCCUUGUAUAAUCAUGCCCCCUCCUACCUUGCUGAUCUCACUACUUCCUACCUUCUCCCUCUGCACUGUAUCCAACCCAUCUUGCACUCAUGCAAAAAAUGGAGACUAUAAUUGCUUUGGCCCUACCAUAUUGAACAGACUUGACUCUGGUCUAUCUUCACAUCCUGUCUGAAGAUGCACCUCUUCCUGUUUUUGUCGGCAGUUCUACAAAAAGUCUCCACAGAAACACGUACAUACCCAGAGGACACGUUGGGAUUGUACUUGACCUGCAAGGAUAUCACCGGAAAAUUCUGCUCAUCUGCACAAAGUAGGGCAGAGGCAACCAUUUGAUAGAUAAGUAAAUGUUCAUUAGCAUUUUGAUUAUUAUGGCAAGGGUGGAAAAGUAGACGGCAGCAAAAAUCUACCAACCCAAGCCCUCCCCCGCCAGCCUUAUUUAGGAAUAACACAAAAUAGAAAGGGAAGCCAUCUUUUUAAGGUGUGCGAAUAAGCUUCAAUCUAUUGCACAUCUUAAUCUGAUGGCUUCUGAAAUUGGAAUCCAAGAAAAAUUAUAUGGGUAGUUGACUGAAAAGAAUGUGUCAUCUACAGAUCAUGCUUGAAUAUAGUGAAUAUACAUGCCUUAUAGUUAGUAUUAUUAAUAUUACUGCCUUAUAGUAACAUUACUAUUAAUAGUAUUAUUACUGUUACUAAUAUUACUGCCUUAGAGUGCCACUUGUAUAAAUUCUCAGGCUUACUGACUCCAACCACUGAAGACUGAAAAACAGCAGAGGAUACCUAGUAAAUAAACAGACUGACAAUGUGGUUAUUCUAAACAUCAGUAUUCCAUCAAUGUGCUUCUCUGGAGAUUGGUUCUGUAGACUAAAAUGGGGCUGGAGGAAACAGUGUUGAGAUAAGGCUAGCAAUUUCCUGAUGCCGUACAUAAGCUUCAUCAAAAUGACUAACUGCAGGUCCUUUAAAAAAAAUUAAUUGACUUUGACAAAAGUAACGAAAUGAACUUUAAUCUCUGGGCUUUAUUUUUUUUUUUUUUUUUUUUUUUUUUUUUUUAAGAUGCUACAUAGUCAAACAGGAUUGGUCUUUUUACGGCAUAGAACUAGUUUACUACUAAUUUUUUUGCUAGAUAGACUUAUUUAUUUACAUACAAAAACAGUUUCCUGACUGCUGUUUCCCCAAUGUUUAAGUGAUCAAAACAAUUACAUAGUGCCCAAAACAUGAGGGGGCAGAAGAAUCUCGCAUCGCUACAGCAGUAAUUUUUUAGUUCUAUCCACUGGUUUUAGAACAGGUGCCUUUUUAUACCAUAGGAUUAGUCAAUAUGUGACAAUAAGGAAACAUGAGAUGAAAUACAUUAAAUAAGUUAAAUAUGCAUUAAACAUCUCUGAAUAACAUUUCAAUUCAACUAAAUGAACCAACAGCAAUGUAGCUUGGUCCCUUUAAGAGAACAAGGCAUUGACCUUUAUUCGAAAUGAGUGUCAUACCAGUCAAUAUAUGCCUCUUAAUGAUGCCUAGCACAUUCAGCGCUGCCACAUAAAUUAAUAGUGAGAAGCUGAAAAGAAUUGUAAGUGCCAAUGAAUUGUUAAUUUGCACGGAGUUGAAGACACUAACAAACUGUUAACUUUAUGAGCAGAAUGGUGGAUCAACAUAUUUUACAGAAGUUAUCAACCCCUCCUGCCUAACCCAGCUCCAAACAUCCAAAAGGGCCAGCUCCAGCAGUGGAAGAAUAAUUGGGUUUUUUUUU